UUCCGUCAAGAUGUUCAUGAAACUGCUGCUUCUUGCGAUCGUCCUGGUUGGGUUCGCCCAAGCUGACGUUCCCGGAACGUUGGUGUCCUCAGCAAAGGCCGGUGCCAGACGAUCGCUCGCCAGAAGCACGCAACAGUGCGAUGGAGUGAACUUUCUUCCUCCCAGUUGCGAUAGUUGCACCUCAAUCCAAGCCUGCAUGGGUCCGGUUGGAACCGUGUACCGGGAUUGCGAACUUUUGAAUCCAGAAAAGCCGUUCUGUAACAAUGGUGAAUGUUCUGCAACACCAUCACUCGGGGAUCACUGUAUUCCGAAUCAAAUUAAUUGUCUUGGGUCUGGAUAUUAUCCAGAUGCGUUGGCGUGUAACCUGUACCACUACUGCGAUGCUGCCCACCUAUAUUCCGAUGUUUACCGAUGCCCCGACGGUUUCGUCUUCAACCCUGAAACAACCCUGUGCAAGCUUAAGAAAUCCGAAGCCGACUGUAUGAAGGUUUUCUGUAACAAAAAUGAAAUUUUGUCUCCGUACGGCACCAGCAAGCAGUUCUUUGGAUUUUGCAUGAUCUUUGAUUACAUCGUGCCAUCGAUGAUCCGGGUUGGAAAGUGUUCCCCGGGAACUGAGUUUAACGGACAAAAGUGCGUCUACAAGUGUACCGCUGCGGGACGAUUCCCGGACAGCGAAGACCCGACGGUGUUUUACGAGUGCUGGGAAAACGGAAGUGGGUUCGAGUCUGGCUCAAGCAUAUGCAACUCGGGUAAAAAGUUUGACGCGGAGAAGGGGGUGUGUAUAAUGUAGGCGAGAAA
This is a messenger RNA of Culex quinquefasciatus (southern house mosquito), 798 nucleotides long. RefSeq lists its product as uncharacterized. The record is from RefSeq and is a predicted model, not a curated record. Gene Ontology annotation, cellular component: extracellular region. The transcript has 2 exons. The coding region runs from base 11 to 790 and encodes 259 amino acids. Gene Ontology annotation, molecular function: chitin binding. NCBI's taxonomy places the organism in Eukaryota, Metazoa, Arthropoda, Insecta, Diptera, Culicidae.